AUGGAUCAAGCAGCGAGUCUCGGACGCGUAGAGCAACCUCAUCUUGUCUCGCUGGUACUUCAGUCGAAGAAAGCGCUGCAGCAGGGUGGUCUGCUAUGCUCGACCGCCGACAACAUAUCCAAAUCGUCCGCGCAGUGCGCUGUUGAUGUUCUUGCGCUCGACGCUCGAGUCAGGUGGAUAUCGGACGCGGUGGCUGAACAGCUCAAGCUCGCGGCCAGUGUGGCUAAAAGCAUAGAGGAGAAACGCGCACAGCUGCGAAGGAGCAUUUCGGAAUGGGACAGUUCCCGUGCGCGUCAUGCCGAUGACCUCGAGCGAGUUCUCGAAUCUCUGAGCAGCCAAUACGUUCCGCCAGGUUUCCACCAAACGUCCUCGGAUUCAUCACUAUUUGGCAGCCAACAUUCGCUGAAUGGGAAAGCAGAGGAACGGGGGCGGAAUGGGCAUGCGGUUUCUGCUCAAACAAGUCCGUCUGCGACAAUUCUUGGACUUCAAGACGGGCGAAUGCAUAGUGAUCGCAGGAAGUGGAAGACCCUUCGCGACUUUGUUGACGAUGGGGCAAUAGAGGACGCGUUGGAAAUCAUUGAGAACGACCGUACAGCAUUAGACAACACAUUAGCCAAGACGGAUCACUUCUCAGAGACGCUGCUGAAAUCAAUAGCAACGAUCGGAGAAGCAUUGCAGUCGUCGCAAAGCUUUCCUAUGAUAGAAAGAGAGAUUUCGACCCAGCACGAGCUUAUGCACACCAUGGCUAAGCAUUUGGAGAGCCUCACAUCCCACUAUGACGAGAUGUCCAACGCUCUGCACGACGGGGAGAAUGGCGAGGUAUUCACAGAUGAUGAUAUGGAAGCCAUGAACCGUGAUACCGACGAGUUACCCGCUAUUAUGGCCGAGCUAGAGGACGGCGUAUCUGUGAUCCAAGCCGCUCAUGACCGGUUGGUGCAUGCUAAACAGACUCUCGAGGGGCGUACAGAGAACCUUGCGUCUGUACUAGAUGAUCUCGACGAGCUUGGGGAUAUCAUGACCGAGAUGCUAGAGACGCAGCAGAACACGGAGGCCGAUGUAGACUCUCAGCUAACGGGUCUAGAGCAGCAUCUCGUAACUCUUGAGCAUUUAGUGCAACAAUUCGUCUCGUACCGUAACUCAUUCAGCAAGCUGAUACUGGAAAUCGCCCGACGGAGACAAUAUAACGAAGCUGCGGAAAAUAUAGUGAAGGGUAUGUUGGCACAGCUAACAGCGAUGACAAAGGAGGAAACUCAAGUACGGGAUCACUUCAAUGAGGAGCACGGCGCGCACCUACCGGAGGACAUAUGCUUGUGCAUUAGCAACCUUCCGACGAGAUGGCAGGUCGUACCGUUGUCAGAUGAGGCUGCUGAGACGUUUCCGGAUAUAGACGAAGAUCUUAUUUCUGAGGCUAUGGCGCGUGUGCAUGGGAGUGAUAGAAUCGGCCCAGAGAGCAUAUGA
Molecule: messenger RNA, 1458 nt
Organism: Pleurotus ostreatus (oyster mushroom)
Lineage: Eukaryota; Fungi; Basidiomycota; Agaricomycetes; Agaricales; Pleurotaceae
Gene: ATG17
Product: autophagy protein 17
Exons: 9
Coding region: 1-1458 (485 amino acids)
Biological process (GO): autophagosome assembly; autophagy of peroxisome; activation of protein kinase activity
Cellular component (GO): phagophore assembly site; Atg1/ULK1 kinase complex
Molecular function (GO): molecular adaptor activity; protein kinase activator activity
Source: RefSeq, a predicted model, not a curated record